Molecule: messenger RNA, 20056 nt
Organism: Pseudocercospora fijiensis CIRAD86
Lineage: Eukaryota; Fungi; Ascomycota; Dothideomycetes; Mycosphaerellales; Mycosphaerellaceae
Exons: 7
Biological process (GO): secondary metabolite biosynthetic process; amino acid activation for nonribosomal peptide biosynthetic process
Cellular component (GO): cytoplasm
Molecular function (GO): catalytic activity; phosphopantetheine binding
Source: RefSeq, a predicted model, not a curated record
AUGGGACGUCUGCCGCCAGAGGAGGUGCGGUUGACACUGCACUACGAUGGCAUGUGCAUCACAGCGACGCACGCUACAUGGCUGCUCAACCACGUGAGCGCAGUGCUCUCCCGCGUGUCGAAGGAAGAGGAGGGGCAACGCGUCGAAGAGUUGUUCCACCCGAGCACUGCAGAAGUCGAUUCCAUUCACGACGCCAUCUAUCGUCCGGCUAUUGCGGCCCCAACCGGAGCAUGCAUCCAUGACCUCAUAUUUUCACAUGCGCAACGCGACCCAAACCGUAUCGCCGUCGCCGCGUGGGACGGAGAGCUAACCUACGCGCAGUUAUGUCGGCUCGCGCGUACCUUGGCGCAGCAUCUCGCGUGGCGGGGCAUCGGGCGCGGCUGCAAGGUCCCGCUGUGCUUUGACCGCUCUUCAGCCGUCAUCGUCGCCAUGCUUGGCGUGCUCACAUCUGGCGCUAGUUUGGUGCUGCUCGAUCCUGCGCAUCCAGAUAGCCGGCUGCGCGCCAUCGUGCAUCGCAUUGGCGCGACGCUUGCUCUCGUGUCGGAGGCUCAUCGUGCACGUUUCUCGGACGACUGCAAUAGUCUCGUAGUCGACCGUGCCUUUCUCGAUGCUCUGGCAGAGUCGGGCCAGCUGGCCGAGCCGGCGUCCAGCGUCACCGCCACUGAUCUGGCGUACAUUCUCUUCACGUCCGGCAGCACGGGCGAGCCGAAAGGUGUGCUGAUGGAGCACGGUGCGUACGUGAGCAGUGCCCAGCAGUAUGGGCGCGCUCUGCAUCUCGAUCAUCACACGCGAGCACUGCACGCUGCCUCAUACGCCUUCGGUGCGGCGCUUGGCGAGACUGUGCUGGUGCUGCUCUGCGGGGGCUGCGUCGUCGUGCCGCAUGAGGAAGAUCGAGCGGUACAUCGUCUCGGUGCGGUCAUGCGGCGGCAGCACGUCUCCUGGACCGCACAGACGCCUUCGGUGGCGCAUGCUGCCGGCCUGCAGCCAUCCCAAGUGCCCUCCCUCAAGACGCUGGUGCUGGCUGGCGAGCCCCUGACGCCGCAGCUGCGCGACGCCUGGGCCGAUUCCGUGACGCUGCUGUACGCAUACGGCCAGAGUGAGACGGCGUCCAUCUGCAGCGUGGCCCACGUGCGCCGAGAAAGCGAUGUUCGAGACCUCGGGCACGCAUCUGGCGCGCGCAUCUGGCUGGUCGACCCCCGUUCCAGCGACGAUGAGCUCCGCCUUGUCCCGCGUGGUUGUCUCGGCGAGCUCGUGGUAGAGAGCACGGGCGUCUGUCGUGGCUAUCUGGCCAAUACUGAUCACGCACGCGCCGCAGCCUUGCCAGUCCCUGCGUGGGCUGCCGCUCGUCGGAGAGCACACGUCAAUGGGCGGCGUCUGGCACCGAAGAGCUUGUUCUAUCGCACCGGCGAUAUGGGCCGGUAUGCUGAAGAGAGCAUGUCGAUUCUGUACUGUGGCCGCCUCGACGACCAGAUCAAGAUUCGCGGCCAGCGCAUUGAGUUGCGUGAAGUCGAGCUGGUUGUAGCCGAGCUGUUCCCGUCCGGCAGUGUCCGUGUGCUCGCCGAUGUUGUGCGUCGAGAUGCCGAUGCCGAUGCCGAUACCGAUGCCGCCGUAGUACACCUCACUGUCUUCCUCGUCACCGACAACACUGACGACACUGACAACACUGACAACGCUGCUCGAGCCCACCAUCCAGACUCCCACCAUGCGCCCAUCAGCCUCGCCACCGAUGCUGGCGACGAGCCCUAUGUACGCAGCCACGUCCGCCCAGAGCUGGCACGGCGAGUGCCCUACUACAUGUUACCAUCACUGUGGCUUCGAAUUCCAUCCAUACCAAAGACAGCGGCGGGAAAACUGGACAGGAAGACUCUCCGCCGCCUGGGCGUGGAAUUCCUCCACCAGCAAGCUGCCCGCAGCCAUACAUCUACAGCAAUGUACGAGCUGCCCAGCACCCCAGCUCAACGUACCUUGCAGCGCCUCUGGGCCCAAGUACUUCCCCAUUCUGCGCACGCCAUUGGCGCUGAUGCCGAUUUCUUCCAUCUUUCUGGCGACUCCGUACGCGCCAUGAAGCUGAGAGCCCUCGCUCGAGACCACCAACUGCGGCUGAGCAUGGAAGACAUCUUCCGUCGACCCAAACUGAGAGACAUGGCCGAAGCCCUUUGCCUGCUACCGCCAGAGAGCAAAUCACUCCACAUCAAGCCGUUCGCACUCUUGGGCGAUGGUGGCGAUAAAGUUGUUGAUGAAGAAGAUUUCUCGGCACGGGCAGCGCUCGCGUGUGGGAUCGCUGAUGAUGAGGUCGAGGACGUAUAUCCAUGCACUCCGCUCCAGGCUGGCAUGAUGGCCCUCUCUUUGGCUUCGUCGCACAGUGGAUACGUAACGCAAUACGUGCUGGAACUGAAGAAGGCGAUUGACGUCGACCGAUGGCUGGACGCCUGGGAAGAGACAAUUCGUUCGCUUGCCAUUUUGCGUACGAGAAUCGUAGCCCUACGGCACGGCGAGCGCGAACAGAUGGUCCAAGUCGUCACUCGAGUCGACAAAAGCGUCUCCAUUGUAUCCGCAUCGGACGAUCUCGACUCCUUUCUGGCAGAACAUCGUCGUUCGCUAGGCUUGGGACAGCCGUUGGCACGCAUUGCUCAUGUGUCGAUUGGGCCCCAAAGCUACUUUGUGUGGACGAGCCAUCACGCCUUGUACGACUCUUGGUCUCUGCGCCUCAUCUUACGCACGGUUUCUCAGCGAUACUUGCAUCUCAGCCCACCCGAAACGCUACCCUUCAAUUCCUUCAUCGGGCAUCUUGUCCAUUCUUCUCGAAAGGACGCAGGGUGGGAAGAUUUCUGGCGCAAAUAUCUCGAUGGUGCUGAAGAUUGCCCAUUCCCACCACAUCUGCCAUCCACCUCCGAGAGCAACACACACCUGCAAAACAGCCUAGAACGCUUUUGUUCUCUGGAUGCAAGCAGAUCCGACUCAACACCUGGCAUAACGAGGGCCACUAUCAUCUACGCAGCAUUGGCAAUAGUACUUGGUAGCUAUGCUGCCUCCCAAGAUAUUGUAUUCGGUGCUACAGUCUCAGGCCGUGCUGCACCACUCUUUGGGAUUGAACAGGUUGCCGGUCCCACCAUUGCUACGAUUCCCGUUCGUGUGCGCCUGGAUGGGAAAGAUCAGAAAGUCACAGACUUCCUCUACGACCUCCAUCGGCAGACUACCGCGACAAUGCCAUUUGAGCAAGCAGGACUGCAGAACAUUUCUGGUCUCAGCCCUAGCGCAGAAAGAGCUUGCGCCUUCCGUACGCAUCUUAGCAUUCUGCCCGAGGAGGAUCCUAUCAUGCAGAUGAGGUCGUUCGGGGAACUGCGCUCCGAAUACCUCACGGAUCCCACCAACUAUCCCCUGCUCGUCCAAUGCGAGUUGCAGGAAGGAGGUAUCCUCACCAGAAUCAAGUUCGACGCCAGUCUUCUCCCGCAUGACGUGGUCGAUCACUUCCUCGGCGCCUUCACACUGGUCCUUCAGCAGUUGGCUCAGACCACAGACACUCAAAAAGUCGGCGAUAUUGAGCUGACCGACGCGCAACAUCCUGAGAGUGUGUGGCAAUGGAAUGAAAAUGUGCCCACUGCCUGCCACACUCUCGUUCACGAAUUGAUAUUUGAGCAGGCGCGCAUACACUAUGCCACGUCGCCAGCCAUCUGCGCAUGGGAUGGGGAACUCACGUAUGGCGAGUUGGAUGUUCUCUCCGACCAGCUCGCGCGAUGCAUCUCCCGACUUGCAAUCGACGUUGGCCAUGAAUGUGUUGUUCCUCUCUGCUUUGAGAAAUCCAUGUGGAUGCCAGUUGCAAUGCUCGGGGUGAUGAAGGCCGGAGCGGUGUCUCUUGCACUCGACGUCACACAACCACAAGGUCGUCUGCAGACGAUCACCAGUCAGGUACGGCGUCGUCUGUUCCUCUGCUCCAACAGCACUGCGCAUCUCGCCAAUGAGCUCGCUUCCUGGGCGAACGAUGGUCGUUCAGAUCAGCAGGCAUCUGUGCUUGUCGUCGAUGAAGUAUUGAAAGAGAAAUCUGUAAACCACGCAGACGCGCUCCCGGUUGCAUCGCGAGGCGUAAAGCCAGAGAAUGCGCUCUAUAUGGUCUUCACUUCAGGAAGUACCGGUGUCCCAAAGGGCGUAGUAAUCACUCACAUGAACUUUAGCACUGCACUAGUUGUACAGAAGGAUCGCCUAGGCCUGAAACGCCACUCUCGGGUGCUUGACUUCUCUUCAUAUGCAUUCGAUAUGGCAUGGCACAAUCUCCUACACACUCUAUAUGCUGGCGCCUGUUUCUGUAUUCCCUCCGAAUCGGAACGCAUCAAUGACCUUUCUGGAAGCGUACAUCGCUACAAAGCGACUUUUGCGAAUCUCACCCCCAAAGUUGCCGACGUCCUCGACACUUCUGCACUCAAUGCGCUGGAGGCACUCGAGGUUGGUGGCGAGCUCGCUACUGUAGGUCAAGCUGAGCGCUGGCGAAAGCACACUCGAGUCAGAUGGUUCUAUGGCCCUGCCGAAUGCUCGGCCAUCUCUUCUAUAUCAGCGGACAAUGUACCUCCCUCCAACAUCGGACCAGGAGGUGUUGGCCUGUGCACGUGGAUUGUAGACCCAUACUCCCCUACUAGGCUGUGCCCUAUGUACGCGGUGGGCGAAUUAGUGCUGGAAGGCCCUCUAGUAGCCCGGGGAUACUACAACGACCCCGAAAGAACGGCUGAAAGCUUCAUCGACUCACCGCAAUGGCUGAUGCAACGGGGUCGGAGAAGCCGAGUCUACCGGACGGGCGAUCUGGUCAAGUACGAUCUCAGCGGUGAUCUUAUCUUCCUGGGUCGGCGGGACGGUCAGGUGAAGAUUCGUGGUCAACGUGUUGAACUUGGAGAUGUGGAGCACCAUGUUACCGGUGUGCUGCGCGAUGAGAGCGGCUUCCCCGACGCCCAGGUCGCUGCCGAGAUGGUCACGCCCAAGGACAGCCGCAACUCCAUUCUGGUUGCGUUCGUCGCACGACCAAAUAAUAUUGCACUCGAGGAAACGAGAGCUCAUUUGGUGAAGGUGGCUGCGUCGAUCUCUCGGCGCCUCUCUCACAUGAUUCCUCCGCAUAUGAUUCCAUCUGGAUACAUCGUGCUCUCGGAUAUCCCACUCUCGUCGACAGGGAAGACACAUCGACAGCAGCUGCGCGAGAUCGGUGCCCGAAUGAAGGCCAUGGAAAUCGUUGGUACGGCCGAAUCAUGCAUGCCCAGCAAGCAGGGACGGCCGCUCUCUGCAACGGAGGCUCUCCUGCGGACUCAAUGGGCCGACGUCCUUGGUCGUGAUGUGGAAGACGUCGGGAUUGACGACACCUGGUUUCAGCUGGGAGGUGAUUCCAUUGCGGCAAUGCGGCUCGUGGCGUCUUGUAUGAGCAAGGGAAUCCCGAUGCAGGUUCAAGAAGUAUUUCGAAGACUAACCAUUGCUAACCUGGCAGCUUGGCUGCAAGAGAAGCAGAAGAAUCUCGGCCCGAAGCAAAGCAGGAUGAAAAGUUUCCAAAUCCGCAAAGACACCGUCAAUGAGCCUUUCGAUCUUUCGCCCAUGCAAAGGCUCUAUCUAUCCUUCAAUCCAACCGCGGAUGUGAGAUUUCAUCAGUAUAUCAACUGCCGUCUCGCACGACCAAUCACCCGAGAGCAGCUGGACGGUGCACUGCUCGUAUUGACGGAGCGACAUGCAAUGCUUCGCGCCCGCCUUCGAGACCGCGAUUAUCACACCACCACGCCUGUUCGCUCUGCGGAUCGAUUCUAUCAGAUCAUUACCGAUGAUUCCUCCAGCUCCUAUCACGUUGAACACCACCAACUCCCCAUUUCGGAAUCCGAGAUAGAUGAGGAGAAAGUGAUCGCGGCAAUUCAGACCAGGCUGAAUGUCACCCAGGGACCGCUCCUUGUUGCAGCACUGCUGGACGUCGGCCAUACACAGCGUCUCUGGCUGACUUGUCAUCAUUUGUUCGUCGACUACAUCUCUUGGGGAAGCAUUCUGGAAGACCUGGAAGUGCUCCUAACUGCAAAUAACCCGAAACUUCCCGCGCUCGUCUCUGUCAGUUAUCAGCAGUGGUGCAAGGCCCAACAGGAAUACGCUCAUGCACAUUUGGACUCCUCCGCACAGGCACUCCUGCCAUUCCAAUUGCGUGCACGCGAAUGCACGUACUGGGCGCCCGAAGCUGCUCCGAAUGCCAUCUCCACGCAGAAUACAUGGGAAAAUUCGGCCUUCGCUGACUUCUUGCUGGAUCCAGCCCCUACAAUGGCUCUACUGGGCCGCUCCUGCAACGACGCCUUGGACACUCGCCCCGUGGAGCUCUUAGUUGCGGCUCUGAUCCAUUCUUUUGCAACCAUCUUCCCUGACCGCGCACAGCCCCUGACCAUCCACAACGAAGGUCAUGGCCGCGAACCCUUCUUGGACGGCCUGGAUGUGGCGAAAACUGUGGGCUGGUUCACAACUCUCUGUCCCAUCCAGAUUGAUGGUACCGCAAGCCAGAGCAUUCUGGACGUCGUCGCACGCGUCAAGGACUGUUUCCGCAGCAUCCCUUCCAAUGGCUGGGCUUUCUUCACCUCUCGCAUGCUCAACGACAAGCGUCCUCCCGAAGUCGAAGAGGUGGUUUUCAACAAUGCAAUCGGCGCUCUCCAGCCAACAGGCGCCCGCAGAAAAGAAGCAUUCCUUCAACCCCUCGACCACGACUUGAAGCAUCCAUGGGCAGCCUUUGCCUCGGAACGCCGCUUCGCACUUUUCGAUAUCGUGACUCGAAUGCGUGGAGAGCGUCUCCAGGUUCUCUUUGCGCACUCCACGCGGAUCAAACAUCAAGAUCGAAUCGCGAGGUGGAUUCUCGCUUACAAACACUCACUCAUUGAGCUCGCCACUGUGCUUCCCACCCUGUCACGCACAUUUACACUGACCGACUUUCCUCUCGCCUUUAAGAACUAUGCGGAUCUCAGUGUGUUUGAGACGACAAUCCUCCCGGCCCUUGGCCUCUCGGUGGAUGAAGUGGAAGAUAUCUAUCCGUGCGCGCCGGUGCAGAAGGGAAUUCUUUUGAGCCAGUCAACACGUCCUGAACUGUAUCGCGUGCACUAUGAGAUCGAACUUCGGCCAGCGGUGGAUGUCGCGCAGCUGCAAGACGCUUGGCAUCAGGUUAUUCGUCGACAUGCGAUUCUACGCACUCUCAUUGUCGCCGACAUGCCCGGGAGCGGAUUUGCGCAGAUUGUUUUGAAAUCUUUCGAGCCGCAGCUGGGCGUGUCAUCAGCUCCUGACGAUUCGUGCGGUAAGAAGCAGCGUCCUCGCCCAGAACAUGAGUUGAUCAUCGAACACGCGGAUGGAACUUGCAUGGCCGUGAGCCUCAAAAUCAAUCACGCGCUCAUCGAUGCUCAUUCAUAUAACGUCCUCCUUCAAGACCUCCAGCAAGCGUACACCGGCCUUGCAUCCCCAACACCGCCUGCGAGUACUUUCAAAGACUACGUCAAGUACGUCGAAUCCCAACCACUGGACGACGCGAGAGAGUACUGGAAAGAACGUCUUUCCAAUGUGGAGCCGUGUAAUUUUCCUUCUUUGGAUGGAGAUGGACCACGUUCUGAAAACACAAAAAUCCUCCAAGUCGAGACGCCACCAAUCGAUCAUGCCAAACUCCAGCGAUUUUGUGAACGUUACAACGUUACCGUUUCAAGUAUAUGUCAAGCAGCAUGGGCAUUAGUACUUUGCGCAUACACAGGCAACAACGAGAGUGCAUGUUUCAGCGUCGCAUCCUCAGGGCGCGAACAUCCAAUUCCCGACAUCGACCGAAUCGUCGGCCCUCUCAUCGUCGCACAGCCCUGCAUUUUUCAACUCCAACAACCCGAGGAACUCACGCUCUUGCAACUCGUCCGCUCAGCACAAGCCGAACACCUUCGUUCCAUGACUCGAAACCUUCUCCCCCUCGCUGAAAUCUUACAUUCCGCUUCCAUCACCACCAUCCCAUUCAACACCGGCAUCUCAGUAACCACAGGGCCCCAAGGCUCUGCACAAGGCUAUGGAAAAGGCCUGUCAAUCAGAACACUCAAGGGCCACGAUCCAACGGACUUCGACCUCACAGUCCACAUCACCGUCACCCGAACUUCCACUUCCAUCUCAUUGAUGUACAGAUCCUCUCUCCUCCACCCUUCCCUCGCCUCUAGUGUCGCCGGCUCACUCUGCGCCGUACUCGAAAGCAUCCUCUCCUCCCCCAACGCAAAAAUCUCUGACGUUGAGAGUAUCGGCUCUGAAGAUCUCCAAAAGGUCUGGAACUGGAAUUCCGACGCACCGCCGAAACAUGAAAGACUCCUCCACGAUCUCGUUGCCGAACAGGUGAAUCUGCGCCCCAAUGCUCUAGCUAUCGAAGCCUGGGAUGGCAAACUCACGUACCGGGAACUCGAACACUUAUCAAACUCCCUCGCGUUGCAACUACAAGAGUUGGGUAUCAAACCCGAGAGUUUGGUGCCGUUGUUAUUCGAACACUCUGUCUGGGUCGUCGUGGCUAUGCUUGGGGGUUUGAAAGCUGGGGGAGCCUUUGUUCCGUUACAUCCUGAUCGAUUGGUGGCGACUCUGGAUCAAAUCCAACCUACCGUGAUCCUGACAAGUCCUCAAUACGCCGAGACACCGGAGUUCGAAUCGUACAAAGUCCUCAUUGUGGGUCCCGAGACAAUCCAGCCUCUACCAACCAACCUCACCACCUCUUCAUCCUCAUCUCCCGAAAACGCAGCCUACACCAUCUUCACAUCCGGCUCCACCGGCUCCCCCAAAGGCGUCAUAAUCCCUCACUCGGCAAUUUGUACAAGCAUCCUCUCACACGGUCCGGUUAUGUCUUUCACCCCAACCUCCCGAGUCCUACAAUUCGCCUCCUAUACAUUCGACGCCUCAAUCCAAGAAAUCUUCACAACACUCGUGUUUGGAGGAUGUAUCUGCAUUCCUGCCUCAAACUCUGAUCUGGAUACCGUGAUCCAAGAGUACCAAAUCACCUGGGCGGUUCUUGCGCCUUCCCUUUCAAAAACUUUGAAACCAGAGACUGUGGGCGGACUGAAGACGCUGGUGCUUUGUGGAGAAAAAGUCACGAAAAACGCAUUACAAGAUUGGACGGGGUUGGAGAAUGUCAUGGUCGGCUACGGACCUACAGAAUGCAGUAUCGUAUGCGUUACAGGACGCGGCACGAUUGAAGAUCUCGAACGGAAAAGUCUGAUUGGGAAAGCUGUGGGGUGUCAUACAUGGAUCGUCCAUCCCGACAAUCUUUCAAAAUUAGUUCCUAUCGGUGCGGUGGGUGAGUUGGUGGUUGAAGGGGAGGGAUUGGCGAGGGGAUACUUGAAUGAUACGGACAAGACCAGAACUUCAUUUUUUGAGGAUUUGGGGUGGUUGGAGAAGAGGAGGAAAGGAAGGGUUUAUAGGACUGGGGAUCUGGUGAGGUGGGGGUUUGAUGGGCGGUUGGAGUUUUUAGGAAGACGGGAUGAACAAGUAAAAGUUCAUGGGCAGAGGGUUGAGUUAGGGGAUGUUGAGGUUCAGCUUCAAGGUUUUUUGGCGGAUGGGAAGGGGAGGGGGAGGGGGAGGGAUGUUGUUGUUGAGGCUGCGCAACUUGCUGGACGCGACUCGUCAACACUGGUGGCGUUUGUUGAGAUAGGAGGAGGAGGAGGAGGAGGAGGAAGGGAGGGUGAUGGUGAUGGUGAUGGGGUAUGCGACUUGCUGCUGGACACGGCACAUCAGGAUUCUCUGAAGGAAUUUUCACAACGAGCAGACGAACACCUCCACCGCCACCUCCCAGCAUACAUGUGUCCAAAACUCUACCUCCCCAUCACCCACAUCCCCCUAACAAUUUCCGGAAAAAUCAAUCGUCGCCUCCUACGCCACAUGGCUUCCACCCUCUCCCAGGACCAACUCACACACCUCUUCCGCGGAACGGGUAGCGACGAGAAAAAACGCAUCAUCCCUCCACAAACCGACUCCGAACGCAUCUUACGUGACUUAUGGGCGCGUGUGCUCGCGAUACCUGCGGAGAAAAUCAGCACCGACGACGCAUUCUUUCGCCUGGGAGGCGAUUCCCUCUCAGCCAUCAAAUUAGCGUCAACGAGCCGGGACUCUGGCCUUAUCCUUUCCGUCCGAGACGUAUUCCUCCAUCCCAUCCUCUCAGCCCUCGCAACAAACGUCCUGCCCGUCCACCCCUCUCCCUCUCCGGAAAAUUCUCUAUCCCCCUUCACCCUCCGUCCCCCAACCCUAACGCCGGAGACCACAAAAUCCCUCGCCGCAUCCGCAUGCGGUGUGCCGGUGGAAACAAUCCAGAAUGUUUUCCCCUGUACUCCGUUGCAGGCGGGUAUGGUCGCUCUCUCCCUCAGAUUCCCCGGGGAAUAUGUGGUUUGCUAUGCGCUCGAGCUCAACGCGGAGAUUUCUGAGGGGAGAUGGAGACGUGCUUGGGAGGAGAGCGUGCGGGCGAUCCCGAGUUUGAGGACGAGGAUCGCGCAGAUUGGGGAGGGGGGGCUUUUUCAAAUCGUUGUCGAUGCCGCUUUGUCGUGGGAAGAGAUUGAUUCUUCUUCGCUAGAGGGGUAUAUUUCGAGGGAGAAAGGGAGGGGGAUGGGGCUAGGUGCACCGUUGGCUCGAUUUGCGCUUCUGAAGACGCAGACGCCGGAGGAGUUGGAGGAGAGGAGGGUUUUUGUUUUGACGAUUCAUCAUGGGGUUUUCGAUGGUUGGUCGUUGCCUCUGAUUUUAGAGGUUGUGGCUUCGUGCUAUCGAGGCUCUUCCGUCCUGCCGCGGACCGUAGGACAUGAUUCUUUCGUGCAGUUUCUGGCACACACUCCCGAAAGUGAGGCGCGGGAGUUUUGGAGGGGCUAUUUUGAGGGAUUGGAUUUUUCGACCUUUCCGACGAUCUCGAAGGAUCCGCAAGGCAGCGUGCAGCCGGGCGAAGUGCAGGAUUUCUGUGUGUUUGAGGGUACGGGGUCGCUGUCGUCGAUUACGGUGGCUACGUUGGUGAAAGCUGCGUGGGCUCUCGUCGUGGGGCGUAAUACUGCUUCUCACGACAUUGUCUUCGGAUGCACGGUUUCCGGCCGCAAUGUGCCUUUGCCGGGCAUCGAGCGCGUUGCCGGUCCUACGGUGGCGACGGUUCCUCUCCGUGUACGCCUUCCCGACGACGCUAUGCGGAUCGAAGAUUUCCUCUCGACGCUCCAGCGCGACGGCGCGACGAUGAUGCCCUACGAGCAGACGGGUCUCGUGAAGAUUGCUACGUACAGUGCCGAGGCGCAGACGGCGUGCACAUUCCAGACACUGCUGAUCAUACAGCCCGACGAUGCGCAGGAGAAAAUGCAAAUGCGUCCGUUUGGGCGUUGGGUGCCUGACCACGGGGCUGCGAGUUCUCGUACGUAUCCCCUCGUUCUCAAAAUCCAGCUGGCAGAGGAUCGAGUGAAGAUUUUGGCGACGUUUGAUCCACGGGCGAUGCGAGAGGAGGAUGCGAGACGUUUGUUACGACAGUUGGUGCUUGUGCUCUCGCAGCUCCGGAAUGCGGGUCCGGAGACUACGUUUCAGAGGAUCGUCAGUACGCCGCUGGAAGACGAGAGGAGGAUUCGGGAAUGCAAUGCUCAGGCUCCGGCUUCUGUGGAUGCGUGUGUUCAUCAUCUCAUUGCGGACCAGGCUCGCGCGCGUCCGAAUGCCGUGGCGGUGUGCUCGUGGGACGGUACACUUACGUAUGGACAGCUCCACGCUGCCUCGGAACGUUUCGCUCGUCGUCUCUGCCGUCUGUCGCCUUGCAGCAAGGCUGUGGUGGCUUUGUGCUUCCAGAAGUCCAAGUGGACGUCGAUUGCUGCGCUGGCCGUCAUGAAAGCAGGCGGUGCAUCAGUCGCGCUUGACACUGCAUUGCCCGCGGGCAGGCUACGCACGAUCGUGGACCAAGUUCGUCCACCGUAUAUCCUCUGCUCGGAGGCGACUGAACCCUUGGCACGGAUGGUAGGUGGUGGUUAUGCGAUUGUGAGAAUCGACCGCGAUGGCAACGACCAGGAACCCCUUCCACCACCGCUCCCCACGCCAUCUCCCGCCGAUCCACUCUACGUCGUCUUCACCUCCGGCAGCACAGGCGUGCCCAAGGGAGUCAUCAUUACCCACUCCAACUUCGCCACUGCCGCCGCACUGCAGCAUCGAAAGCUACACUUGGACACGACCAGCCGCGUCCUCGACGGGGUUUCCUACGCAUUUGACGUGGCGUGGUCCAAUAUGCUGCACUGCUGGCUCGCCGGCGCAUGUCUCUGCAUCCCAAACACCGACGAACUCGGCAACGACAUGGUCUCCGCGAUCACUCGACUUUCCGUCACGUAUGCCCAUCUGACCCCUUCGCUUGCUCGCAUGCUCGAUCCGCGUCGAGUCCCGAGUCUUCGGGUUCUCAGCUUCAUCGGCGAGCCUCUGAACGCUGCGGAUCUUGCGCGUUGGAAGGGUACAGGCGUCACGCUGCUCAAUACCUAUGGACCUGCGGAAUGUACAGUCGUGAGCACUAUCACUGACCCUCUGCCCACGGACAUGGAAGACGAUCCUUCAAUCGGUUCUGCUGUAGGUCUCAAUGCCUGGAUUGUAGAACCGACGCAUGGCCAGUACCUCGUCCCCAUUGGCGCCAUUGGCGAGCUAGUUCUCGAAGGUCCACUCGUCGGCGCCGGAUAUCUCCACGACGCGGACAAAACAAGGGCCGUAUUCUUGGAAUAUCCUGAAUGGCUGGGACGAUCGAGCAGACUCUAUCGCACGGGCGAUCUCGUGCGGUCCUCUCCCGAAGAUCCAAGGAUUUUGACAUUUGUCGGGCGGAAGGAUGGGCAGGUUAAGAUUCGCGGUCAGCGUGUAGAGCUCGGUGAGGUGGAACAUCAUGUCGAGAUGGCGGUGCGGAAGACGCUUGCGUUUCAAGAUGUUCGAGUGGCUGCUGCGUUGAUCACGCCGCGGGAUAUGGUGGAGAGAUCUGUGCUCGCUGCUUUUCUGGUCUGGUCUGGCGCUGAAGGAGAGGGCUUGUCAUCGUCGAAUCAGGUUUUGAAGGCUGAGGCGACGCAAGCGGUGAAUGAUCAUCUGGCGCAGCAAGUCCCAUCCAGCAUGAUCCCCGUGGCGUAUAUUCGGGUGGAGUCAAUCCCUCUCGAAGCUACGGGUAAAGUCAGCAGGCGACGACUAAAGGAAAUUGGAUCCCAAGUUUCGGUCUGCGAAGACACAGCUGAUGAAAAGGCGCCAGAGGAAGCAGCACAACCUUCUACGGCUCUGGAACGAGAGCUUCAGGCCAUCUUUGCACGCACUCUGAAGCGUUCGGCGGAGAGUAUUGGUGUGCGCAGCGAUUUCUUCCAGAUGGGAGGAGACUCGAUUACGGCCAUCCAGGUCGUCGCCGCUUGCCGUGCACGGGGCUUUGGCGAAGGCGUGUCGGUGCAAGAUGUUUUCCAGCGGCGGAAUAUUGCGGAGUUGGCAGUGUUGUUGGAGGAACGAUGCAAGGCGACGCAGGAUGAUGCUCGUGUUGUGGAGGAGAUGCCUGGGCGUGGAAGAGGACACGACGUGAACGAUGACCGACGACGAUUUCGUCUCUCGCUUGACGACGAUGCCAGCGUCGAGUUGAAGAAGAAGCUGGGGCAUAUGGGCCUGGACGUUUCGCAGGUGGAGGAAGUGUAUGCCUGUGCACCAACGCAAGAGGCGAUGCUCCUCCAGCAGGCCGUGGCGCCGGACAUGUAUCGACUGCGACUGGAGUUCGAUGUGCUUCCUUCGUCGGCGGAGCUGCCAGCGGUGAAUGUCGUGCGUCUGCAGCGAGCGUGGCGUACGGUGGUGAAGAGACAUGCCAUUUUGAGGACUGUGUUCGUGGAGAGCGAGCGCGGUUUUGUGCAGGUCGUACUGCGCAACUGCUCGCCCGACGUCGUGUGCGUUAGGGCAUCUCCACCACCACCACCAUCCAAUGCAUCACCACCAACACACGCACCGGCACAACCGCAACACCGCGUGGAAAUCCGCCAGUCCGCCGAUGCCUCGACGCCUGUGAAAUUCAUCUUGAGCAUCAACCACGCCCUGAUGGACGCACACUCCAUCGGACUCCUUGUCCGUGAGCUCACGGCCAUCUACAGCGCUCUCCCCCUGGACCACGACGUCGUGGUGCCGUAUGCGAAGUUCAUUGAAUUCCUCGCGCACCAGUCGUUGGCAGAAGCUCGAAGCUACUGGGCGUCACGUCUCCAGGGCGUGGAAGCAUGCUGUAUCGCUUCCACGGCUUCGGCGUCGUCGUCGUCGUCGUCGUCGACAGUGGCUAUACCGCCCAUUGCUCACGCCCCAUUGAAGCUCUUCUGCGCCACGUUUGGCGUCAGCGUGUCAAGUAUUUGUCAAGUUGCCUGGGCGCUCGUUCUGCGCGCCUUUACGGCUUCGCGUACGCCAUGUUUCGGCGUCGUCAUCUCUGGCCGGGAACUGCCCAUUGAUGGCGUGCAGUCGAUCGUAGGCCCCCUGGUUACGACGGUGCCGUUCGUUGUGCCGUUGGACGACGAUUCUUUGGUGCUGGAGACGGUACGACGUAGUUUCGAUGAUACGCUCCACGCUGUUCGUCAUCAGCUGCUUCCCCUUAUGGAGAUGCAGCAUACCAAUACCGGUGCGUUGUUCGAUAGCGCUUUGUCUGUGACGACUGAGCAUGCCCACGAUACCGAUGUCGAUGCCGAUGCCGAUGAUGCCGAUGAUGCCGAUGUGGUGUUUCGCAGCGUCGGAGGACACGAUGUCUCCGAGUUUGCAAUCGCAGCUCAUGUCGUGGCUGGACAUGAGUCGACGAGAGCGUCGUUGAAUUAUGCCUCCACUAUACCCGACGACUUGGCGUUGAGCAUCGCUGCCGCCUUCAGCGAGGCCAUAUCGAGUCUCACCGCCAUCACCCUCGACGCUCACUCUGCAUUGAUAGGGAAUGUCAACCUUGUCAGCGCCCACGAUGUCGACAUGAUCCGGCAGUGGAAUGCCAUAACGCCACAGCCAGCGCAUCCACCUCAAUGCCUCCACGAGCGCGUGUCCGAAUGUGCCGCCAAAUGGCCUGAGGCGCUCGCCGUCUGUUCCUGGGAUGCCGAGCUCACCUAUCAUGAGCUGGACCAGCGUUCCACCCGCCUGGCUCAUUCUUUGGUACAUCGUGGCGUGGGAGCAGACGUUCGCCUUCCCUUCUGCAUCGAGAAGUCGGCCGCCGCAGUCGUUGCUAUUCUUGCCAUUCUCAAGGCCGGCGCCACUUUCGUCCCUCUAGACCCCCAGUGGCCUGCAGCGCGCUACAAGGACAUUCUGGCUCGUACCGACGCUCCAUUUGUGCUGACGUCUCGCCAGUGCCAGCAUCAUUUGGUGGCGAACGGCGCGCCCACUGUGCUUCUAGAUGAAAGCCCCCAUUCUCCGCGGCUGCCAUUGCCCCAAUGCGACCCCAACGCCGCCGCAUAUGUUCUCUUCACCUCAGGCAGUACUGGCGCCCCGAAAGGCGUCGUGGUCGAGCACAGUGCCGUAUGUACGAGUUGCCUUGCCCUUGGGCCGGCGUUGUGCUUCAAUCGCGAAUCGCGUGUGCUGCAAUUCAGCGCUUUCGUCUUUGACGGCUGUCUCAUGGAAAUUUUCACCACCUUGCUCUACGGCGGCUGCGUCUGUGUGCCCUCCGACGCCGAGAGAGCCAACGACCUGGAAGCUUUCAUGAAUCGCCGCCGCGUCAACUACGCCUUCUUAACACCAUCUCGCACGCGCCUAUUGAAUUUCUCGCGUCUCCAAAGCCCACUCGAAACGCUGCUCGUCGGUGGAGAGCCUGUAGCCAAUGCUGACUGCGACGUCUGGUCUCGUGAGGUGAAUCGGCUGUUGAUCGUCUACGGGCCUACUGAGGCGUGCAUCAUUUGCUUCGUGGCGCACUAUCCAUCGCCAUCCGAGCGGGAGAAAGGGAAGAAAGCCGUGCAAGGCACGAUCGGUCGUGCCAUCCUUCCGAGUAGUCGCAGCUGGAUCGUCGACGCCACCAACUUUACCAGGCUCUGCCCGAUCGGCGCGACAGGCGAACUUCUCAUCGAGGGACCUGUGCUCGCCCGUGCCUACCUGGGUGAUGAGGCGGCGACGAAUGCAUCCUUCGUUCACGCUCUUCAGAACACACUCGGUGCCGAGACGCGGCUGUAUCGUACGGGCGAUCUCGUCAAGUACGAACGGGACGGCACGGUCACAUUCGUCGGCCGCAUGGAUGGACAGGUCAAGGUCAAUGGCCAGAGGAUUGAAGUCGGCGAGAUUGAACAGCACGUCCGGCAGUGUCUUCCCAACGCGGCUGUCGUCGUCGAACAUGUGCACGUCAGGGGACGCUCCUCGGCCCUGCUGGCCGCCUUCAUCCAGGUCGGCGAGGCAGACACCGAGCUCGUUGCUAUACGUCGUGACCAAAUCACGUCGUUUGCGCGAGAAUUGCCCCAGCAGCUCCGUGCACGACUUCCCAUCGCCAUGGUCCCGAAGCUCUACAUCCCGGUGACCAAGGUGCCGCUGACCGUGAAUGGGAAGGUCGAUCGCCGCUCCUUACGCCACCUGCUGUCUGCUCUGGCAGAAGAGGACUUGGCAGACCUCCACGGCAUCGACCGUGAUCAUGCACUUCAUCAACGACCCAGUGGUGCGACGGAGCAACUGCUGUCCAACUUGUGGGCAAAAGUGCUAGGCUGCGAAGAGCGCCUUCUCUCACGUCACGACCACUUCUUACAACUCGGUGGUGACUCCUUGACGGCGCUCAAGCUGUCAUCGGAGGCGCGAAAACAUCAUCUUUCUCUCGCGGUUUCCGACAUUCUCCGCCACCCCAUCCUCUCCGAUAUGGCGCACGCAGCAGGAUCCGUGACGGAGGAGCAUGCAGAACCAUCCUACAUCUCACCCUUCGCUCUCUUACCCGCCGGCGCCAGCAAAGCGCAAAUGCAACGUCUGGCCUCCAUUGCCUGCGAGCUUUCUUCGGAGAGCAUUGAAGACGUCUAUCCAUGCACUCCACUCCAGGAGGGAAUGCUCGCGCUCUCGACGAGCUCGCAGGGUGACUAUCUCGCAUGCUACGUCCUCGCGCUUAGGGAUACCAUUGACCUGGAGCGCUUCAAGAUGGCAUGGCACGCUACUAUCCACUCCAUCCCCAUUCUUCGCACCCGAAUCGCCCAGCUAGGACAUCUCGGCCUCUUCCAGAUCGUACAAGAUCGGAUGGAACUCAAUUGGACCGAAUCGACAUCGCUGCAAGAAUACGUCCGCCACAAGAAGGCCACACCACCGGGCUUGGGUCAGCGUCUUCUCGACGUCGCUAUAGUUGUGGAGGAGAAGAGACGCUUCUUUGUCUGGACGAUCCAUCAUGCGUUGUUCGAUGGAUGGUCUCUGCCGCUGAUUCUGGACGUCGUGGAAGAUCACUAUGGCAAUGGACGCAACUUGCGACCGAUGGCUGCUUUCAAUGCUUUCAUUGCGCAUCUGUGCCGUGUGCAGGACGAGGAUGCCGCGGCAGAGUUUUGGCGCUCGCUUCUCGCUGGCUUUGACUCUUCGCAUUUCCCGUCGCAGGUUCCGAACAUGCUUACCACAAACGACGACGGUGGACGGGGCAACGCGGAGCGCUUCUGUUCCCUGGGAUCCAUAGCGAAGUCAGACUUCACCAUCUCCUCCGUGCUCAGGGCGGCAUGGGCUCUCGUGGUCGCCAGAUAUACAGCCUCUCGUGAUAUAGUCUUUGGCUGUACCGUAUACGGCCGCAGCGCGCCUGUUGCGGACAUCAAUCAUAUUUUAGGGCCAACAAUCGCCACGGUACCGGUACGAGUACAAGUGAACGACAACGCUUCAAUUUCCGAAUUCCUGCGCCAAAUCCAAAACCAGACGACGGCCAUGAUCCAGUAUGAACAAGUCGGGCUGAGGAAAGUCAGAAGUCUCGGAGCAGACGCCGAACAUGCGUGUCAGUUUCAGACAUUAUUGGUCAUUCAACCCAAAGCCGAGAGGAUUUCUCACGACGCACACUCUGAUGAUGAUGAUAGUCCCUUCGGAAACUGGCAGUAUCAGGGACAAGCGCAGAUUCUUACAUACCCACUCAUGCUGCAGUGCGAGCCGACAGCUGAUGGAGUUCGAUUGUCGGCGGCGUAUGAUCGACGAGUCCUUAGCAGCAGUGAUACGGAUGGUCUACUGGACUCACUCGCACAUGUCUUGACGCAGCUAGUCGAAGGAUCGCUGUCGACGAUUGACGACAUCGAAGUAGUGACUCCUGGGCAACUCGACCGAAUCUGGUCCUGGAACGCCCCGGUUCCGACGAGCUGUGAGCAAUGCGUGCACGAUUUGGUGCUGUCACGAGGGGACACUGCACCCGCCAUCGACGCCUGGGAUGGCCAGUUGAGUUACGCACAGCUCGAUGAUGUGUCGAGUCGACUUGCUAGCCGACUCCAAACUCUCGAUCUGACCUACGAACGGCUGGAUUCCCUAUCCAACCGCGUGGCGAGUCGUCUCCACCAGCAUCUCGAUAUUUCUGAUACCUAUGUCCCUAUCUGCUUGGAGAAAUCCCUGUGGGCGCCAGUUGCUAUGCUCGCGGUUCUCAAAUCCGGACGUGCUUUUGUACCUCUGGAUCCGAAACUUCCCCCUGCACGCUGCGAAAGCAUUUUGCAGCAGGUCCGGGCGACUUGUAUCCUCACGUCGUCUACAUGUGCGAGGAGGCUCUUGUCACUGCCAACCUCGAUCACGACAAUCCUGGUGGAUCGCGAGGAAAAGGAAACGGUGAGCGAUGGCGUUUCCGCGACGUUGACGUCUUCCAGCCCGGCCUACAUCAUCUUCACGUCCGGAAGCACCGGUCAGCCCAAAGGCGUGGUCAUGGAGCAUGGCGCCGUCAGCACGAGCUGUCUCGCACACGGAAACGCUUUGGGAUUCGCGACUCCAGGACGAAGGGUGUUGCAGUUCAGUUCUUACGUUUUCGACGGCUGCAUCAUGGAGAUCUUCACGACUCUAAUCUUCGGAGGAUGUAUUUGUAUACCCUCCGAGUCGGAUCGUGGCGACUACGACUGCUUGGCUACGUUUCUGAGGGAAAAGGGUGUCAAUUGGGCUUUCUUGACGCCAUCAGUCGCGCGUUGCCUCUCGUUCGGUCAGCUCUCGGGUUUGGAUGUGCUUGUUGUGGGAGGUGAGGUGGUGACGGAGUCUGAUCGUCAGAUUUGGAGGAAGUUGAAACGCUUCAUGGUUGUCUAUGGUCCUACGGAAGCUUGUGUGAUCUGCAUGAGAGCGGACUAUGCGGAUGGGAAACACGAUCGAGCUAGCAUUGGACGUGCAAUUGAGCAGGGCUGGCGCAGCUGGGUUGUGAAUUCGGGCGACCGAUUGCUGCCUAUUGGCGCCGUUGGCGAGUUACUCAUCGAAGGGCCCCCAUUAGCGCGAGGAUAUUUGGGCGCGGAGGACAAGACCCAGGCGGCAUUCAUCGAGUCUCCGGACUGGUUGCCUAAUGCGAGACUCUAUCGAACUGGAGAUCUUGUGCGCUACACUAACGACGGUGGCCUCAAUUUUGUCGGUCGUCGCGAUGAACAGGUCAAAAUCAACGGGCAGAGGCUCGAGUUGGCGGAGAUUGAACUGCAACUUGCAGAGUGUUUGGCUUUAGCGGAAGCAGUCAUCGUAGAGCUGGUUGAGCUUCGCGGACAGGCGCCGGCGGUGUUGGUGGCAUUCGUUCAACAUACCGUCGUUGCCGCUGAAGGGGUCGUUACUCUGGACGAGACCAGGAUACCUACGAUGGCUUCUAUGAUGGGGGAGCUCGAGGUGCAGCUCCGCGAUCGUCUUCCCACCUACAUGCUCCCCAAGCUCUACGUCCCUCUGACGAGGAUUCCACUCACCACCUCCGGCAAGGCUGAUCGUCGCCUCUUACGACAAUUGGGAUCGGAUCUGACGGCUCAGCAAAUCUCUCUGCUUCGAAGCCAUCCGCAUAGAACGCCACCCAGUACGAGGACUGAAAGGCUCCUGGCGGACCUCUGGGCACAGGUCCUCAAAAUCGAUGAUGAAGCAGAAAUCAGCAUCCACGACGAUUUCUUCCAGAGCGGUGGCGAUUCCAUCUCAGUCAUGAAGUUCGUGGGCCUCGCACGCGGGAAAGGGCUGUACCUGGAUGUGCGUGAUGUUUUCGCCAACCCAACCAUCCAUCUCCUCUCACCCAUCGUCGAGAACG